Molecule: messenger RNA, 2385 nt
Organism: Cuscuta campestris
Lineage: Eukaryota; Viridiplantae; Streptophyta; Magnoliopsida; Solanales; Convolvulaceae
Source: the annotation of a GenBank genome assembly
CGCGGCUGAAGGGAAAUCGCAUAUCUCCGUCCAAGAUCCCAGAACCGAUUCUUCUGCUCUCUCGCGAGGGACUGGGAUCGAUUGUACAGAAGGAAAGAAAACCUGCAAGGAAAUUACGGAUGAUUCAAGGCUGAUUCCCCGCUGCGUCAAUGCCAAAAAUAGAUAGAACAAAAAUACUCUGUCAUUUUUUUCCUUCCCUGUAGCGGCCAAACUCAAAGUAAAUUUGGCCGAUGGGCUUCUAGUGGACGGCAGCAGACUCGGAUCUUCAUCCCCUCGCAUCGGAAAUCUAAAUCUGGUAUUCAUCAGGGAAGCCGAAAUUCUAAAGAGCACUGAUUUCGGUACUCUCAUGUGUUAUGCACUUCUCAUGCACCUUCAUCCCCUGGGCCUUAGCUACUUUUUCAGCUCCAACGGAAUACCAAUGAGUUCCUGUCUGUCUGCAAUGCAGAUGCUCUUUCCCAAAUCCCAAUUGAACCCUCUUGACAUGGCUCACUAUCUGCUCUCGCACUUCGAGGACGCCACGACCGUGCAUGCAUGUAUCUAUGAAAUGCACAUUGAUAUAUGCUUCAUGUUUUUUAAUAGUACUGAAUUUUGUUUAAUUCCUUAGAAUUUUCUUGAGUUAUUUUAUUUUGCUCCAGUGAGGUUGAGAUGCAAAGGAGUGAAUCCAGGUAGUCAUCAAGUGAAAUCAGAGAUUGUAUGUUUUAUUUUAAAUUUUUUUCAUCUUCUGUAGGUGGAUAGUUCUUUUUUUGUAUUAUUGCAGUUGCAACUUUUGGGGAGAGUAGGUGUUGCUUGGGUUCAUUUCCACUACUAAAUUUCCCCAGAUUUUGUCAUUGGUAUUCCCUUGAUUAAUACAUUUAUGAUUAUGGUAUGAUGAAGUGAUGAACAUAUAAAAAUGCUAUUAUGCUUUGUUUAUCUCUUAAAACUUGAGUGGUUGAUAUCAUGCUUUAUGUUGCUUUACUUUAUUAGCAGCUAAAGAUUUUAAUUUCAUUCCAUAAAAAGAGUCAUUUUUCAACAACUAUAGCUAAAUUUCAAUCUUUCUUUAUGGUUAAACUAAAUUUAACACCCCUAAAUAAUGUUGGUCAAAUGUAUGAAGUACUCACUUUUAAAUACAAGUACGUAGUGUUUUGCCUUUUUUCUUAGUGUUUUACCUAAUAUUCUCUUAGUAUUUUACCUAAUCUUCUCUUUGCAGUCAGGGACAAGUUGAGAAGAACAUUGAUGUGCAGAGUCUGUCUUGCCUCUUGGUGGAGCAGGAUAACAUGAGGCAAGUGUUUUUUAUAAAAAAAAAUGAAGGUGUUUUAUAAUUGGCAUAUUUCUGUGCUUUAGUGGAAGAAAGUUACCAGAUAAUGGUUUGAUAGUUUGACAAUUAAAAUUCAAAUAUAUUGACUAAGCCCUAAGAGAAUGGAUUGAAACAUUUGAAGUUGGAAUAAAGUAUUAUGUGUAUCACUUAUAGAUUUUGAUAUCACAAAGUCAUGGUAAAAAUUGUAAAAUGAGUUAAAGUACUUAUUCGAAGGAUUUGUCAAGCAAUAACCUGCCUAUUUAGGGAAAUAAAAUAAUUUAACGUGUAGACAGUAGUAUUGAUGCAUAUAUGAAGCAAUAAUCUGCCUAUUCAAGGAAUUUAAACUGAGACAUUAAUCUGCGGGAUAAGAGUGUUAUGUGUAUAUAAAGCAAAAAUCUAUAAUUAUUGAUGGUGUGUUCACUUGAAUCAGUAAGGGAAACAAAAUAGGAAGGAGGACUAUAUAUAUUUGUUUCCUUUUCAAAGAUGGAAUGAGAUUAUUAAGGACACCAUAUUGAUGGUUUGAUGUUUGGAGCUAUGUGAAGCAAGGUAAAGGGUGCAAACUUCCAAAAGUGAUUGGCUUGAAACACCAACUAAUCACAGUAUAAAAUAUGCAUUCAUACUUGAAACUCUCAAGCAAGAGUCUGAUCAAAUCAUCACAGUUCGUUCCCUUGAUCAAUACCUUUGAUCAGUACUGGAGGCAAGUUAACCUCCCAAAAUCUCACAAGUUCUCAGAUUUCCUACGGAAAUCUCCCAAAAUAUUUGAUCUGUAUAAGGACCGCAAGGGAGUUAUGGUGUGGGUUGACAAAAGAAGCUGAAAGUCUAUUGCAAGAAGAAGCUGAACUAAUAGAAAAGAACAGUGAUAAAGCUGCUGAAUAUUUGACUCGGAUGCUAAUGAUGUCGGUUGACAAGCGCAUCAGCCUGCCUUUGGAUUUCAGGAGCGGCUGGGUGCACAGGUAUCCCAAAUACUUUCGAGUGGUGAGACCCUUUGUGCCAUAUGAUUUAUAAGUGUUUGGUUUUUUAUGAUUUACUUUAUAAUUUAAACGCGUUAAAAUACUUUGAGUCUUCCAUUCCGGCCACUUAUAUCCAUAUACUGCAUCAUAUAAGUUUAUUUU